GUGAGACUUAGUUUCAAAAAAAGAAAAAAAAAAAAAGAAAGAAAUGUAAGUCAAGAUUAAAGACAAUGGGUGAGAUCAGCAAGGAGCAAGUGUGGAGAGAAAAGAACACCAAGAAAGGCUGCGUGUGGUGGGAGGUGGCCAGUAAGCAGCGAAAGAGGAAGCGGACCCAAGGAGAUAGAGCGUUGUUUGAAUGGUGAUGCUGUAUCAACAGAAAUGAAAUUCCCAGAGGUGUGAAACACAGCAGAUCCUUUACAGCACGAUGAUAGGACACAGCAUGAGCCCACCUCUGCCAGGUAAGAGGAGCUUUCUGCAGCCUGUGGCGGGCUCGAGGAUGCCAACCAUUCAUCCACCCCAUUGGGAUAGCCCAGGCUCUGAGCUCAGCACUCCCCCCAUCACUAUGAUUGCACUAAUCCUCACCUACCCUUGCAGGCAAGUAUUACUGUGGGCACAGAGAAGUUUGGUAACUUGCCAGCUCCUGUGUAGGAAGCCAGGUCAGGAUCCAGCCAGAGUCUCUCUAACAGCCCAGGCCUUGAAUGAACACUGGCCUGCUUCAGAAUACAUGGCCCGCGCUGUGUUCAAAUUCCCAGGACAGGUUCCCUAUAAGGCCCAUGAGGAAAUCUGGUCUAAGAGAAUCCAGAAAGACAAAUUUCGCGAAACAGGUCAAGCCUGACACUGUGCUGCUAUGCUUCAGUUGUGUUAAGCCACUCAGUUAUCAGACCUGCUUCUCCUUUCAUGAUUUUAGUAACACCAGCCUCUUCCUUGGGCCCCUGUUGCUCCCACCAUCUCCCAGGGUCUUGCACUCAGGUUUAGUCUUCCCUCUCCACUACUGAUGAUGCAUGUAUUGCCUUACUCUCUGAUCCCCUUUCCUAAAUCUGCUACUCCUCUGCUCUUUCUGUGCCUUAUCUAUCCCUGCUGAGUCUAACAUGCAGAUUUUGGUCAUUCCAAAGUCAUGUAUAGAUCUAAUCACAGGGCUCUCUGCUUAUCAGCUGCUACUUGGAUAAGGAAAGCAUGCCAACACGGUCCUCCUUCUUCCUGAUGGCCAAGUCAGCAUCAUUAUUACCUAAGUUUAUUUCUAACACAUCUCAACAGCUUCAUGUACUCCCUCUUGAUAAAAGUAACUGAGCAUAACACCAUCAAUACCAUCAAAUCUGUCAUUCUCUUCCCUUCUCUCUGGGUGGGACAGGAAGCCAUGAUGCUCUAGGAAAUCUUUCCAAACAAGCAAAGGGGACUUCCCUGUCCCCUCCCAUGUGUGACCUGAGCUUGUGUGGAUCCCAGGGUGGGCAUUCUGGACUACUUGACCUUGCCCAUCUCUCCUUCACACCCUCUCAUCUCUCCCUACUACCACCAAAAAGCUUGCAUUGUAUCUCCAAUUUCCAGACAUACUUUUGAAACCAUUUAUCUAUCUGGUAUGUUUAUCUGUAUCUAGUAUGACAUGAAUAUGUGAUUUUUAUGUGUGUCUAUCACGGUUUUGGUCAGUUUGUAUUUCUCGUGGGUACAGUUCUAUGUGUUCAUGUAUGUGGAACAUAUGUAUCCUGACACAUGGACCUAGUUCCAAAUGAUCUGAAAGGAAUAUAAUUGUAAUUGAAUAUUUGCACAGAUAUCCAACAUGCACUUGUGAUGGCUGGGGGAAAUGCAUGUGGGAUUUCAGUCAGCAUUUUAUUACAGAAGGUAUGUGAUUAGUGCUGUAUUAAUAAUGAAUCAGCUUAUUUGUGGGUCACUGUCAGUGACUCCUUUGCAAAUCACAUAUGUAAAUAUUUCUGUCUAUGGUCUGACGUACAUGCAGUGCCACAGUCUGGGAGGUGCUGAGCCAUGCCCUCUGUAGGUAGCAUAUGAAAAGAACUGCAUGAUUUAAAAGAUGCUGACCUGCUUAAGGAAAGCAAUUUAAAAACUUUCUAAAAAUCUAGUUUGAAUGAACAAGUACAAUGUUUGCAGUUUUCAUUGUGUGUGUGUGUUUUCUUUUAGAGAUGGGGUCUUGCUGUGUUGGCCAGGUUGGUCUCUAACUCCUGGGAUCAAGCAAUCCUCCUGCGGCUCAGCCUCCCAAAGUGCUGGGAUUACAAGUGUGAGCCACCGUGCCUGCUGGCCCCACUGUUUUAAACCCUGAUUCAACAGUCAUACAUUUAACUCAUUACCUGUCUUCUUCCCCUUAUGACAAACUCAAAGCUUUUAUUUUACUAAAGUAUUUGGAUUAAUCUUGUGCUUUUCUAUCAUGUUCUGAAAUAGGUACAAUAACAGAAUCGCUCAAAAUAUUAUCUCCGUUAAAUGUUUUGUGGCUUUAGGGAGAGGUCUAACAUGCGGGGAACAAGAAACCAAGUGCAUACAGGAUUCAUUCAUAAUCUCUCUCCCUGAGUAGAAGCCCGCAUCUCUCGAUAUUGUCUGGUUACCUGCAGGAAGUAUUCUGAAGUUCAAAGAGGACAUUCACGUGCACUCUGGCUUUCAGUUGGCCAUUUGAGUAAGUGAUCGCAAUUAACUGAAGAGCGGCAGGGAAACACUUCCUGGAAUUCUCAUCUACAGACAAGUACAAACUGGGGCGGGGCCCAUUACCUUCACCUACGCGCUGGGCCGGGUUCGGGCCGUGACGCCGAGAGGUGCGGGGCGCGCGGCUAGGAGCCUAGCGCCCCCGCCCGGGCCGGCGCCCAUUCCGCCCGCAUCCAGCCAGCAUCCCGCCGGGGAAGCGAGCCCAAUCCAGCGCUGCCCGUCCAGUCUUCGCCCAAGAUUUAAAGCCCGCAAGUUUUGUUCUUGAGACCAGCGACUUUCGCUCCGAUGCGGGAAGGAAAGCCGACCUCAGAUUUGGACAUUUAAAGAGCUGGGCUUGGACUUGGUGAGUUUCGCUCUAAACUGCCCUUGAAAUGAAGCUGGACUUGGAGGUAAAGUCACUGGGAAGCUGGCCUGGGGCGGGGUUUCCCCCCCCCUCUCGUAUUUUAGAAACGGAUCGCGGCAGUGCAGCCUUAUUUUGCUGUAAGUUUCCUUCCUUUGUUACUGAGGCCCCCAGAGCUCCAGGCAUAAGUGGUGUGACCAGAAACCUUUUAACAAGACCCGCUUGAGAGCCUGCCUUAGAGCUCCCGCUCAGAAACGAAAAGACCACCCUAAUCCGCUGCGCGGCAGAACCAGUGUCCUGUGUGGGAGGAACCGCGGCGUGCCCUGGGCUCAGGACCCGCGAGGCCAACACAGUCCGCCUCUUGGCGGAGUGCCCCGGGCCGGUGGUUCCGCGCGGAGUUAGUUUGUGGUCGGUUACGUGGUGAAAACGCUGCUGUGCCGCGGACGCAUCUUUCCGCGGGCCGAGGCUUCUCUGGGUGGGAAUGUUGACUUCCCUUCCGGAUCGCUAAAUGGGGAAAGUUCUGGCCGCUCAGCGGGAUACGUCUCCAGGACCCGGAUGGUUCGUUCUCCGUGCCGCGGCCCCGAGCUGGGCUCCCUGGGUCUCCCGCGCGGGCUCCCGGCACUGGGGCUGCGGGCCGCCCCCUCCGCCCCGCCCCCGCCCGGCGCGCCUUCUCGGCCGAGCGGUUCGCGGUCUCCGGCGCGGGAGGCUCCGAGUCUGCCCACUCCGGACCGAGCGAGGUCUCCGCGGGGGAAGAGUGGCUAGGAGGUGAGGACACGCUGGUCCUCGCCCGGCGCGUGGCGCGAGGACUUCAGGUGGCAUGGAAUGUUCACAUGGGAGAGCCACAUGAGGCUGCCCACCACGCUUCCUGAAGGAUGCCCGGGUGGAAGAAUUUUGACGUGCCAGUGUCCUCGUUCUACAGGGUGUUCCAUUCUUUCACAAUCUCAGAAAAAUGGGAUUAAAAGAAACUAUUUUGUGAAAUAAGAAAACUGUUUUCCAUUUUUAAUGACCAACAUGUAUUAAGAUGGACACCUACUCUACGAAAUACGAAGUUCUAUGGUCCCGAAGAAGCCAGUGCCUGUUUAAAACUGAUCCUAAAUAAAAACAGACUUGAGUGGAUAUGAGAAUGUUGAUUAGUGGCAGAAGAGUCAAAAAAUGGCAGUUUAUUCAGUUAUUUGCAACUUGUUUUAUAGGGAGCCUCAUGUUUUUUUGGGAACCGAUCGAUAAUCACAUUGUGAGCCAUAUGAAGUCAUAUUCUUACAGAUACCUCAUAAAUAGCUAUGACUUUGUGAACGAUACCCUGUCUCUUAAGCACACCUCAGCGGGGCCUCGCUACCAGUACUUGAUUAACCACAAGGAAAAGUGUCAAGCUCAAGACGUCCUCCUUUUACUGUUUGUAAAAACCGCUCCUGAAAACUACGAUCGACGUUCCGCAAUUAGAAAGACGUGGGGCAAUGAGAAUUACGUUCGGUCUCAGCUGAAUGCCAACAUCAAAACUCUGUUUGCCUUAGGAACUCCUAGUCCACUGGAGGGAGAAGAACUACAGAGAAAACUGGUUUGGGAAGAUCAAAUGUACAAUGAUGUAAUUCAGCAAGACUUUGUUGAUUCUUUCUACAAUCUUACUCUGAAAUUACUUAUGCAGUUCAGUUGGGCAAAUACCUAUUGUCCACAUGCCAAAUUUCUUAUGACUGCUGAUGAUGACAUAUUUAUUCACAUGCCAAAUCUGAUUGAAUACCUUCAAAGUUUAGAACAAAUUGGUGUUCAAGACUUUUGGAUUGGUCGUGUCCAUCGUGGUGCCCCUCCCAUUAGACAUAAAAGCAGCAAAUACUACGUGUCCUAUGAAAUGUACCAGUGGCCAGCUUACCCUGACUAUACAGCUGGAGCUGCCUAUGUAAUCUCCGGUGAUGUAGCUGCCAAAGUCUAUGAGGCGUCACAGACACUUAAUUCUAGUCUUUACAUAGAUGAUGUGUUCAUGGGCCUCUGUGCCAAUAAAAUAGGGAUAGUACCACAGUACCAUGUGUUUUUUUCUGGAGAGGGUAAAACUCCUUAUCAUCCCUGCAUCUACGAAAAAAUGAUGACAUCUCAUGGACAUUUACAAGAUCUCCAGGACCUUUGGAAGAAUGCUACAGAUCCUAAAGUAAAAACCAUUUCAAAAGGUUUUUUUGGUCAAAUAUACUGCAGAUUAAUGAAGAUAAUUCUCCUUUGUAAAAUUAGCUAUGUGGACACAUAUCCUUGUAGGGCUGCGUUUAUCUAAUAGUACUUGAAUGUUGUAUGUUUUCACUGUCAGUGAGUGAAACCUGGAUGAAAAAAAACCUUUAAAUGUUUGUCUAUACCCUAAGUAAAAUGAGCAUGAAAGACAAAUAUUUUGAAAGCCUAGUCCAUCAGAAUGUUUCUUUGAUUCUAGAAGCUGUUUAAUAUCACUUAUCUAUUUCAUUGCCUAAAUUCAUUUCAAAGAAUUCGUAUUUAGAAAAGGUUUAUAUUAUUAGUGAAAACAAAACUAAAGGGAAGUUCAAGUUCUCAUGUAAUGCCACAUAUAUACUUGAGGCGUAGAGACGUUAUUAAGAAGUCUUGAUGUUAGAGUAAUUGCUUUUGGAAAAUACCAAAUGAACGUAUAGUACAACAUUUCAAGGAAAUGAAUAUAUUGUUAGACCAGGUAAACAAGUUUAUUUUUGUUAAACAGCACUUGGUGGAGGUGGUAGGGGCAGGGAAAGGUCAGCAUAGGAGAGAAAGUACAUGAAUCUGGUAAAAGAAAGUCUCUUGUUCUUACGAGGAGAUGUAGAAAAAUGUGUACAACGUUAUUAUAAACAGACAAAUCACUUCUUACCACAUCCAUGUAGCUAUUGGUGAUAGAGUCAUUAAAAUACCUUUUUUUUUUUUUGGUAUCUUUUUUCAAAGUUUAAUGAGAACUUUGAGAAAAGUGAGUAAUGCUGCCCUAAUACUUUGUAUGUUUUUAAUGGAUUUUUUUUAAGUAUUAGAAAAUGACACAUAACAUGGGCAGUUGGUUGCUCAUAGGGUCCUUCUGUAGGGAGAAACCAUUGUUAAUUCAAAUAAGCUGAUUUUAAUGAAGUUUUCAACUGGUUUUUAAAUAUUCAAUAUUGGUCUGUGUUUAAGGUUGUUAUUUGAAUGUAGUUUACAUAGAGGAAUAUAAUAAUGGAGAGACUUCAAAUGGAAAGAGAGAACAUUACAAGCCUAAUUUAUCCAUAAUUUUAUAAAAUGAAAUCUUAGUGUCUAAAUCAUUGUACUGAUUACUAAAAUUAACCCACUCCUCCCCAACAAGGUCUUAUAAACCACAGCACUUUGUUCCAAGUUCAGAGUUUUAAAUUGAGAGCAUUAAACAUCAAAGUUAUAAUAUCUAAAACAAUUUAUUUUUCAUCAAAUAGCUGUCAGAGGUGAUCUUUAUUUUCUAAAUAAUUCAAACUUGAAAACAGUAAAAAAGUGAUGGAAAAGUUGCCAGUUUGGGGUUUAAACCAUUUUUAAAGCUGCAUGUUCCUUGUAAUCAGAGAGAUGUGUCUGAGAUCUAAUAAAGUAAGUUACAUUUAUUUUACAAGCAGGAUAAAAAUGUGGCUAUAAUACACUACCUCCCUUCACUACAGAAAUAAUUAGGUGGUGUCUGCUGCUAGGGAGAUUAUAUGAAGGCCAAAAUAAUGACUCCAGCAACAGUGGCUGAACUCACUCUAAGACCUUUGACAGCAGAGGCACCUCUUAGGGAAAAUAAGAUGUCUGAUAAAAUAAGGUAACGUCUAAAAUCAUGCAAAACAAAACUAAAAAAGAUUUAUCAGUAUACACAACUGGAUGAUGAUACUUAACAAUUUUUAGCAGGUAGCUUUUUAAUGUUUACAGAAAUUUUAAUUUUUUUCUAUUUUGAAAUUUGAGGCUUGUUUACAUUGCUUAGAUAAUUUAGUAUUUUUAACUAAUGUCAAAACUACAAUGUCAAACAUUCUAGGUUGUAGUUACUUUCAGAGUAGAUGCAGGGUUUUAGAACAUCACAGUUUAAGUUUUCUGACCAAUUUUAAAAAACGUAGAGAACAAAAGCAUAUUUGACCAAGCAACAGGCUUAUAAUUAAUUUUUGUUAGUUGAUUCUUUAAUGAUAUAUUGCCUUUUGGCCAUAUAUACCCUGUGUAUCUAUACUUGGAAGUGUUUAAAGUUGCCAUUGGUUGAAAACAUCAGUGUCUCUGGCCAUCAAAGUGAUCUUGUUUACAGCAGUGCUUUUGUGAAACUAUUAUUUAUUUGCUGAAAGAACUCUUCUGAACCGUGUCCUUUUUAUUUUUGCUUAGAAUAGAAUGGAGCAGGUUUAAAUUUCAAGGAAAUAUGAAGGCACUUCCUCUUUUUUCUAAGAAGGAAGUUGCUAGAUGAUUCCCUCAUCACACUUAAAGUACUGAGAAGAGUAUUUGUAAAUAAAAGGGUUCCAACCUUUUAAAAAAGAAGGAAAAAACUUUUUGGUGCUCCAAAUGCAGGGCUAUCUUUUUUAAAAAUGUCAACAAAGGGAAAAUAAACUAUCAGCUUGGAUGGUCACUUGAAGAUGGUUAUACACAGUGUUAUUGUUAAAAUUUUUUUACCUUUUGGUUGGUUUGCAUCUUUUUUCCAUAUUGUUAAUUUUAUACCAAAAUGUUAAAUAUUUGUAUUAUUUGAAUUUUGCUCUUGUAUGACAAAAUAAUUAGUGGGUUAAAAAAAAAAAUCUAUGAUUUCCAAUAAACAACUGAAAAAU
This is a messenger RNA of Chlorocebus sabaeus (green monkey), 7518 nucleotides long. It is a transcript of the gene B3GNT5, whose product is annotated as UDP-GlcNAc:betaGal beta-1,3-N-acetylglucosaminyltransferase 5. Gene Ontology annotation, biological process: protein O-linked glycosylation. The record is from RefSeq and is a predicted model, not a curated record. Gene Ontology annotation, cellular component: Golgi membrane. Lineage: Eukaryota; Metazoa; Chordata; Mammalia; Primates; Cercopithecidae. Gene Ontology annotation, molecular function: N-acetyllactosaminide beta-1,3-N-acetylglucosaminyltransferase activity.